UCACCAGUCCCUUGCCCAGCCGAUCGAAACGUGAGAGAACAGAAAAAGUGUUUCGUUCUGUAGCUUUAUUUAUUCCGAUCAACUCUUCAUUUUUUUCACUGAUUUGGCAAUAACUUGGUGGGUAGUAUGUCGGAAGGUGGGGGCGACAGCAGGAGAUACCCUCGCAGUCUAGAGGGUGUCCUCCAACUGUCUGUUGCCGCCGGCGGGGGCGAGACACCGAGCGAAAAUGUGGCGAGUGAGAUGUCAGAAGAGAGAAGAGAGUUUUUGGCAGGAGCCCUGUCUUCUCUGAGUGAGAAUAGUGAACUUGAGAAAAUGAAGCAGUGUGUGAAGGUCCUCUCACAACCAAGCAGUGAUAAUGAUGAGGAUGAGGACAAGAUAACUGAGAAAAAACAUGCUCUAGAAAUACUUGCUUCCCUGGCAGACAUUAUCGACAAUGCUAAUGACCUUCACAAGAUUGGGGGUUUUCCUGUCUUUGCUGAAUACCUCAAAAAUAACAACAGUGAGCUAAGAUGGAGGGCUGCUGAUUUGGUGGCAACUGUUGGUCAGAAUAACCCGUAUAGCCAGGCAGUCCUGGUCCAGAUGGGAAUAGUCCAGACACUGCUAAAGCUUAUUGAUGCAGACUCUUGCGAGAAAACCAGAAUAAAAGCAAUGUAUGCCCUGUCAUGUAUGACCAGGGGAUUCCCAGCAGCGGAGGCUGUGUUUUUGAAGCAUGAUGGACUCUCUGUACUGAUGAGGGCCAUGCACUCAGACACUGAGAAACUCAAAUUAAAGGCUACUUUUAUGAUGAGGCACUUCUUGCUGGCAGAUUCAGUAGACAAAGACAUAUUUGUCAACAUGGGUAUGGUGGAACAGUUUGUAAGCCUUCUGCAAGAGGUUAAGGAUGACUUUAAAGAACAUGUCACUGAAGCCUUGUUACUUCUUGCCAAGAGAAGUCAGCAUGCAAUAUCAGAAUGCAGAAGAGAGGAGCUUGCUCUUAAGGCUGCUAUAGAAGCGAGAAGGCAAGCUUUAGUUGCUGACAGAGAUGGAAAUCAGGAUGAAAUAGAAAACUGUGAUGAACUCUUGAAGUUAUGUUUUGCUGAGCAGCCUGCUGACAUUGAGGACAGAUGACACCCAAACUGAUCUGAUAGAGAAUACUUUGGCUAAAUGCCAAUAGCCUUACCGCUUAUUGGGGAUGGGGCCAUGUCCCCCCCCCCCCCCAAAUAUCAAAAUAUGUUUUCCUGCAAAAGUUGUCGGACCUCUAUGAACAGUGUUUCAGGCCAAAAAUAUUCAUUCUUUAUAGUGCUCAUCUAGUAAAUAAGCCAAAAAGGGUAUCAAUUUUUGGCAUUGGUUAACUCAGUAAAAUAUCAAAAGAAAAGAAGCUUUUGGAGAGAUUCUUGUCCAAAGUGUGACAUCUCUAGUCCGUCAAAAUCUACCCCGGGUACCAGAGCCAGGUACCAGGGACUCCAAACUUACUACCAAAGGGCUAGUCGUCGAUUCCUGGAUCUUUUGUAGUGAAGCUUUGAGUCUCUCUGUACCCAGGUUAGAUUUUGACGGUCUACCUUCCUCUAAUAGCAUUUUGUGGUGGCCUCUGGUUUCUUCUCAAAGAAAAAAAAAGGACUAGCAACUAAGAUAUUAAAAUAUGGUAAUACUUGAUCAUUGCGGUCAGAGAGCGAAGUCAGGUUUGAUUGUGCAAUAAUAAGUUACUUUGUACACGAUAUACCAUAAGACUUACAAACAAUUUUGUAUUUCAUACUGAUAAUGCAGUGGUACUGUAGAUUAUGUGGAUAUGUACAUGCCGCUCAAAUAAAGUUCUUGAAAGAA
Molecule: messenger RNA, 1800 nt
Organism: Nematostella vectensis (starlet sea anemone)
Lineage: Eukaryota; Metazoa; Cnidaria; Anthozoa; Actiniaria; Edwardsiidae
Product: hsp70-binding protein 1
Exons: 7
Coding region: 127-1107 (326 amino acids)
Molecular function (GO): protein binding
Source: RefSeq, a predicted model, not a curated record